Molecule: messenger RNA, 1405 nt
Organism: Cryphonectria parasitica EP155
Lineage: Eukaryota; Fungi; Ascomycota; Sordariomycetes; Diaporthales; Cryphonectriaceae
Exons: 8
Coding region: 1-1194 (397 amino acids)
Cellular component (GO): cytoplasm
Molecular function (GO): flavin adenine dinucleotide binding; electron-transferring-flavoprotein dehydrogenase activity
Source: RefSeq, a predicted model, not a curated record
AUGGCUUCUACUUUGCGUAAUGUCGUUGUAGUUGGUGGAUCGUACACUGGCGUCAAUACCGCCAAAGAACUUGCCAACGUCCUCCCAGCAACGCACCGCGUGCUCCUCAUUGAUCCUCAUAGCCACUUCCACCACCUGUUCGCUUUUCCACGCUUUGCAAUCCUGCCCGGCCACGAGCACAAAGCCUUCAUUCCGUACUCGGGUGCGUUUGCGGAAGUGCCAAACAAGGAGCAGCAUGCCCGCAUCCAGGCCAAGGUGGUUUCCUUGAAGCCGAAGGAGCUCACCCUUGAUAGAGAAUGGCAGGGCUCAAAGCAACUCCCGUUCGAUUACCUGGUGGCCGCUACAGGAACACGCCUGGUCUCACCUAGCAACAUGCCCUCGGAUGAGAAGAACCCCUCUGUGGAGUACCUGAAACAAUUCAACCAGUCGAUCAAGAAGUCCAAGUCUGUCAUCUUGAUUGGUGGCGGGGCUGUCGGCGUGCAAAUGGCAUGUGAUCUCAAGGAGAUCUACCCGGACAAAGAAGUCACGCUGGUCCACUCACGGGACCAGAUUAUGCCCGUAUAUAACGAAAAGCUGAGUGAGAUAAUCAAGGACAGAUUCAAAGAGCUUGGCAUCAACUUCGUGGGCGGCUCCCGAGUUAAGGUGCCCGAGGGCGGGUUCCCUGUUGGCGGUGGCGAGCCCAUCACAGUCGAGCUGCAGGACGGACGAGCUCUGAGCGCCGAGUUUGUGAUUACAGCCACGGGCCAGACGCCAAAUACCCAAUGGCUCGCAGACCUCCCGCGCUCCUCUGAAGACUCCCUCAUCAACCCCAAGAACGGCUUCAUUCGUGUUAAGCCGACCAUGCAAUUCGCCGACCCGCUAUACCCCCAUCUCUUCGCUGUGGGCGACAUCGCCGACACUGGAGCCCACAAGGCGGCACGUCCUGCGGCUCCCCACGCAGCGGCCCUGACGAGGAACAUGGCUGCCAUGAUCCAGGGCAAAGAGCCGACUGAGGAGAUUGUGGUCAACCCGGCAGGGAUACAUUUGACCCUGGGGCUGACCAAGAACAUCAUCUUCAGGAACCCAAAUCUCAAAGAGGGACAGACAGAGCCAUCUUUUAAUCUCAAGGAUGAUGGAUCAGCAGACAUGAACAUCGAGGGCACUUGGGCGAGGCGCGGAGUGAGGGUCUCACGCCCCGAGGAGUAUCACUUGUGAGAGGUUCAAUGUUCUGGGCCAUCUGAGUUCUCAGUCAAGUAGGAAUAGGAAUUGGGAGACACAAUGGCUCCAGCCUUCAGCCUGGAUGCUAGCAUUCCAUGACAACAUAGAAUUCCUAGAACGGAAAUGAGAUAGGUAGACACUGGAUUUCUAGACCAACGCAUGGAUAAACCAUAUGCACAAUUGCAACAAAAAUGUAUCCAGUAUCUUC